AUGUGGAAGAAUAAGGGACAUGUUUUAAUUGAUAAGAUCACUACAGGUGAUGAAACAUAUGUUCACUAUUAUGAGCCAAAAUUGUCACGUGAAGCAAAGAUAUUUGUGUUUGAAGAUGAGGUACCGCCCGAUAUUGUCAAGCGUGAUAAAACAAUUGGAAAAGUUAUGUACGCCGUAUUUUUCAAUACGGCGGGUUUGGUGGCCGCGGUAAAAUUAUGCGGACAGAAGACAGCCACGGCUUUGUGGUACACCACACAAUGUCUUCCUAAAGUCAUUGAGGGAUCUGCUAAAAAAGGAAUGCUGCUGCACCACGACAACAGCAGAGUUCAUACCGCAAAACUGACACAAGAGUUUUUGGCCAAAAAUAAUAUCAAGACUGUACCGCACCCGCCAUAUUCUCCCGACCUUGCAAUGUGUGACUUUUGGUUGUUUAGUGGUCUGAAGCAUUUUCUUCGCGGACAAGCAUUUAAGACAGAGGAAGAGUUGGACUGCGCGGUGAUGGAGUAUUUUCACUCCAUUUCUGAAGAUCGCUAUAAAAAAGCUUUCGAGAUGUGGAGAUCCCGAAUGGAGCUAUGCAUCGAAUUAGGAGGGGACUAUAUUUAA
Molecule: messenger RNA, 603 nt
Organism: Oppia nitens
Lineage: Eukaryota; Metazoa; Arthropoda; Arachnida; Sarcoptiformes; Oppiidae
Product: histone-lysine N-methyltransferase SETMAR-like
Exons: 1
Coding region: 1-603 (200 amino acids)
Molecular function (GO): nucleic acid binding
Source: RefSeq, a predicted model, not a curated record